AUGAAGUUCAAGGCUGUCCUGUCGGACCGGGGCCUGCGGGUGCUGGAGAAGGGCUUCCUGCCCACCCUGGAGAAGUUGGGGAAGCGCUGCCAGCUGCUGCUGAGCCCCGAGGACGUGCACCUCAUCCAGGCGGUGGCAGACACGGACGGCCUGCAGGUCACGGCCCGGCUCGCCAACGUGGUGCUGUUCGAGGAGGAGGGGUUCAAGUGCCAAAGCCGCUACAACAACCAGAUUGCCUUCAGUGUGGACAUCGCGCUGCUGCUCAAGGUGCUGCGUGCGGCGGUGGGGCAUGAUGCGGAUGCAUUGGAGAUGAAGCUGGCCAUGCGAAGCGUCCCCUGCACAGGCGCUGGAGGUCCCACACAGCAGCGGCCCACGCUGGCCUUUUCCUGGCGCGGUCACAACGUCACCAUGGUACAGGAGCUGCCCAUCAGCCAGCCGUACAGCCAGCGAGACGUGGAAGAAUUGGUGCGCCAACGCGACAUCGCCAGCCUCAGCCCCUUCUACAUUGAUCUGCAGGACGAGGCAUUGGCGGACAAGAUGAAGGGCAUGUCCAGCGAGCUGCUGAUGGUCACCACCAGGCAUGGCGAUCUGCACCUGCAGGUUCACACCGCAGGCGUGGAGUUUGGCACCGAGAUCCGCGGCCUGUCUGUGCUUCCUGCGACUGCCCGUGAGGGGCUGGAGCCGAUACAGGGAGAGACGCCUGAGCAGCGGCUGCAGGAGGUGCAGGCGGUGGGGGAGUCAGCGCAGGUGGUGCUGUUGCAGAGGCACCUGGCCAAGGCGUUGCACAGCAGUCAGCUGACGCAGCCGGCGCAGCUGCUGUGCGGCAUUGCUGAGCGUGGCACGCAUGUGCACAUGAUGUUUGUGUAUCGGGACCCCUUUAGCGAUGGAGGAUAUGAUGAUCAUGUCAGCCUUUGCAUCAAACUCCCUGUGCGCGACUCGGAAGAUGCACUGUAUGGCGCUCCAGGUUGA
This is a messenger RNA of Chlorella variabilis, 969 nucleotides long. RefSeq lists its product as hypothetical. NCBI's taxonomy places the organism in Eukaryota, Viridiplantae, Chlorophyta, Trebouxiophyceae, Chlorellales, Chlorellaceae. The transcript has 8 exons. Gene Ontology annotation, cellular component: checkpoint clamp complex; site of double-strand break; nucleolus. The record is from RefSeq and is a predicted model, not a curated record. The coding region runs from base 1 to 969 and encodes 322 amino acids. Gene Ontology annotation, biological process: mitotic DNA replication checkpoint signaling; double-strand break repair via homologous recombination; mitotic intra-S DNA damage checkpoint signaling.